Balaenoptera ricei (Rice's whale) is the source of this 1527-nucleotide messenger RNA. RefSeq names its product transcriptional adapter 2-alpha-like. NCBI's taxonomy places the organism in Eukaryota, Metazoa, Chordata, Mammalia, Artiodactyla, Balaenopteridae. Gene Ontology annotation, molecular function: zinc ion binding; transcription coactivator activity; chromatin binding. Gene Ontology annotation, biological process: chromatin remodeling; regulation of transcription by RNA polymerase II. Gene Ontology annotation, cellular component: SAGA-type complex; nucleus. The record is from RefSeq and is a predicted model, not a curated record.
GGUCGUCAGCUUUGGUGUCUGUGUUGGCCAGUUCUGAAAUCUCCUUGAAGGAGCCCUACAUUGAGGAAGAUCAAAGCAGCAGUCUUUGCCAACUGGGGAAUGGACCGUUUGAGUUCCUUUAGCAAUGACCCCUCUGAUAAGCCACCUUGCCGAGGCUGCUCCUCCUACCUCAUGGAGCCUCAUAUCAAGUGUGCUGAAUGUGGGCCACCUCCUUUUUUCCUGUGCUUACAGUGUUUCACUCGAGGAUUUGAGUACAAGAAACAUCAACGUGAUCAUACUUACGAAAUAAUACCUGUUCUUGACCCCAGCUGGACUGCUCAAGAAGAAAUGGCCCUUUUAGAAGCUGUGAUGGACUGUGGCUUUGGAAAUUGGCAGGAAGUAGCCAAUCAAAUGUGCACCAAGACCAAGGAGGAGUGUGAGAAGCACUACAUGAAGCAUUUCAUCAAUAACCCUCUAUUUGCAUCUACCCUGCUAAACCUGAAGCAAGCAGAGGAGGCAAAAACUGCUGACACAGCCAUUCCAUUUCACUCUACAGAUGACCCUCCCCGACCUACCUUUGACUCCUUGCUUUCUCGGGACAUGGCAGGAUACAUGCCAGCUCGAGCAGAUUUCAUUGAGGAGUUUGACAAGUAUGCAGAAUGGGACUUGAGAGACAUUGAUUUUGUUGAAGAUGACUCGGACAUUUUACACGAAUUUAUAAGAGACCAUGGAUUAAUCAACCUUAGAAAGUUUCAGUUAAUGGAACGGCGGUAUCCCAAGGAAGUCCAAGACCUUUAUGAAACAAUGAGGCGAUUUGCAAGGAUAGUGGGGCCGGUGGAACAUGACAAGUUCAUUGAAAGCCAUGCAUUGGAAUUCGAACCCGGAAGGGAAAUCAAGAGGCUCCAGGAAUACAGGACAGCAGGCAUUACCAACUUUUGUAGUGCCAGAACCUAUGAUCACCUCAAGAAGACUCGAGAAGAGGAACGCCUCAAACGCACUAUGCUCUCGGAGGUUCUCCAGUACCUCCAGGACGGUAGCGCCUGCCAGCAGGGGCUCCGCCGGCGGGCUGCCAUUGAUUCUGGCCUGAGUUCUUCCGUACCAGUGGCUUCGAAUUCAGGUACACGAAGUGCACCGCCCUUGAACCUCACUGGCCUCCCUGGCACAGAGAAGUUGAAUGAAAAAGAAAAGGAGCUCUGUCAGGUGGUGAGAUUGGCCCCAGGAGCCUAUUUAGAAUACAAAUCUGCUCUACUGAACGAAUGUAACAAGCAAGGAGGCUUGAGACUGGCACAGGCAAGAGCACUCAUCAAGAUAGACGUGAACAAAACCCGGAAAAUCUAUGAUUUCCUCAUCCGAGAAGGAUACAUCACUAAAGCCUGAGGCUCUCCGGGCCUGGUGGGCCAAAGGACAGUACGGGCAUUCUGGAGUUUUGUUUUUGAGCUGAAUUCUCCUUGUAAAAAGAGGGGAAGAACCAAGGAAACCUUAAGUUGUAUUAAUGUCUACUUUCUUCUCCCCCCUGCUUUAAAAUACUGCUGUUGUUGGUAUUCUGCU